UCUGUUCUUCGUUCAAUUUUUUUUUUUUUUUUAAUUUAAUUUUUUUGAUUUUUUUGAUUUUUGGGUCUGCGGUAGAGAGGAAGUGGUAGCAGGGGGAUCAUGUCGACCAUUGUACUCGAUCCUCUUCUCUAUCACUGCGGGAAAGGGAAACAGAGAUUCCAACGCUGUCCUAAAUUCAAUCCGCUCAAAUCCUGUUCUUCCUUUACUUACUGUACCAAUAAGCUUCUUUACCGUGGCCGAAGGACCUUUUUCAAUCGGAAUUCUUGUAGGCUUCCUGUUCUUAGAGCUAGCUCAACUAAUGCGGGUCUCCUUGAACCCUUUGAAUCGACGGAUGUUUUGCUCACGGAGACGUUCUUUGUUAAGCGUACUGAAAAGUUGGAGGGGAAGAUCUCCGUCGGACUAGCACAGGGAAAGAACCAGAAUCAGUGGGAGCUUACUAUUGGAUGUAACCUUUCUGGGAAAUGGAUUCUUCAUUGGGGUGUGUCCUUAAUCGAUGAUAGUGGCAGCGAAUGGGAUCAACCUCCUAAAGAAAUGAUACCCUCUGGUUCAAUACCGAUCAAAGAUUAUGCUAUUGAGACACCAUUGAAAAAAUCAUCCUCGUCUGCUUUGGGAGAUGCUGUUCAUGAAGUGAAGAUAGACCUUGUCCCUGACAAAGCAAUUGCAGCUAUAAAUUUUGUUUUGAAGGAUGAAGAAACUGGAACUUGGUAUCAGCACAAAGGGAGAGAUUUCAAGGUGCCUCUUUUAGGCUACCAUGGUGGUGAUGGCAAUAUAGUUGGAACGAAAAAGGGCUUGAACUUAUGGCCAGGGGCUUUGGGUCAGCUAUCCAACCUCAUUGUUAAACCAGAACCAAAUUCUAAAGGUCAAGAAAGCAGUGGUGAAUCUGGAGAUACAAAGGAGAAGAAUUAUUUGGAAGGAUUCUACGAAGAGCUGCCUAUUGUAAAAGAAGUGGCUGUUGAUAACUCGGUCAGUGUUACAGUCAGGAAGUGUCCCGAAACAACCAAAUAUGUUUUGUAUUUGGAAACUGAUGUACCUGGAGAUGUUACUGUUCAUUGGGGAGCGUGCAGAGAUGAGACUAGGAAAUGGGAGAUUCCAGCUGCUCCUCAUCCUCCAGAAACAACAGUGUUCAAGAAAAAGGCCUUGCGUACCCCACUACAGCCGAAAAAAGACGGGAAGGGAAGUUGUGGAAUUUUCACCGUGGAAGAAGAAUUUGGAGGUUUUCUUUUUGUUCUCAAGCAGAAUGAGAAUUCUUGGUUAAACAACCAGGGAGAGGACUUCUACAUCCCCUUCUCAAGCUCUGGUAACAUGCCUGUUCAAAAGAAACAGAUCAAAUUAGAAGAUACAGGAGUAUCUAUAAAAUCUGGAGAAGGAUCUGAGGGAGUUUCUGUCACUGCUUAUACUGUUGGAAUUAUCAAGGAGAUAAGAAACUUGGUUACUGACAUUUCUUCUCAGAAGACUCCAAAGAAAAAAACCAAAGAAGCACAAGAAAGCAUUCUUCAGGAAAUUGAAAAAUUGGCUGCUGAAGCCUAUAGUAUUUUCAGAAGUUCUACUCCGACUUUUACAGAGGAAAUACUUGAGACUCCUAAACCUGUAGAACCACCUGUACAAAUUUCCUCUGGCACGGGUUCAGGUUUUGAAAUAUUGUGCCAAGGGUUUAAUUGGGAAUCUCACAAGUCCGGAAGAUGGUACGUGGAACUUAAAGAGAAAGCAGCAGAAUUAUCAUCCCUUGGCUUCACCGUGUUAUGGCUGCCACCUCCAACGGAAUCUGUGUCACCAGAGGGGUACAUGCCAAAGGACUUGUAUAAUUUAAAUUCCAGAUAUGGUAACAUUGAUGAGCUAAAGGAUGUUGUGAAGACAUUCCAUGAUGUUGGGAUAAAGGUUCUUGGUGAUGUUGUCCUAAAUCAUCGUUGUGCACAAUUUCAAAAUCAAAAUGGUAUUUGGAAUAUAUUUGGUGGUCGCUUAAAUUGGGAUGAUCGUGCAAUAGUUUCAGAUGAUCCUCAUUUUCAGGGUAGGGGCAACAAAAGUAGUGGAGACAACUUCCAUGCUGCUCCUAACAUUGAUCAUUCACAAGAUUUUGUGAGAAAUGAUAUCAAGGAGUGGUUGUGCUGGUUAAGAAAGGAAAUUGGGUAUGAUGGGUGGAGGCUUGAUUUUGUCAGAGGAUUCUGGGGUGGUUAUGUGAAGGAUUACUUGGAUGCCAGUGAACCUUACUUUGCUGUUGGCGAAUACUGGGAUUCCCUUAGCUAUACGUAUGGUGAGAUGGAUCAUAAUCAAGAUGCUCAUAGACAGAGAAUUGUUGACUGGAUAAAUGCUACUAAUGGGACUGCUGGAGCAUUUGAUGUUACUACCAAAGGGAUUCUUCAUUCUGCACUUCAGAGAUGUGAAUAUUGGCGAUUAUCAGAUCAGAAAGGAAAGCCUCCAGGAGUUGUUGGAUGGUGGCCUUCUCGUGCUGUUACCUUUAUAGAGAACCAUGACACUGGAUCUACUCAGGGUCAUUGGAGAUUUCCUGGUGGAAAGGAAAUGCAAGGGUAUGCUUACAUCCUGACUCAUCCAGGGACACCAUCAGUAUUCUUUGACCACAUUCUCUCCCAUUACAAAUCUGAAAUUGCAGCACUUAUUACUCUCAGACAACGAAAUAAAGUUAAUUGCCGGAGUGCAGUCAAAAUUCAGAAGGCAGAAAGGGAUGUCUAUGCAGCCACCAUUGAUGAUAAGGUUGCAGUGAAGAUCGGUCCAGGCCAUUUCGAACCUCCUAGCGUAUCCGGUGGAUGGUCGUUAGUUAUCGAAGGAAACGAUUACAAGGUUUGGGAAGUGUCGAAGUAAAUUCUGGUGAGUCCCAAAAUUUAGACAAUAAGCAAAUUGUAUGAGACUUUGUGAUUGUUGGAUAAAGCUCAUGUAAAUUGUUCCAGAAGGCUGAUUGUGGAUAGUAGAUUUAUAGUACUGUUUUAUAUGUAUACAUAUUCAUUGGCUCUUAGAGAAGCAUUCAUUGAGGAUGCUGUUAAUGUUAUUGUAAAAGCUUGAACGAUUGAUGGCUUAGCUUUGUAUAAACUCUUCAGCAGGUUAUAAUAAUACACAAGAAGCUUUGGGUGAUGCAUUUGCACCCACCCUUUUGAUUCU
Messenger RNA from Cucurbita pepo subsp. pepo (vegetable marrow), 3108 nucleotides. RefSeq names its product alpha-amylase 3, chloroplastic. The record is from RefSeq and is a predicted model, not a curated record. Gene Ontology annotation, biological process: carbohydrate metabolic process. Lineage: Eukaryota; Viridiplantae; Streptophyta; Magnoliopsida; Cucurbitales; Cucurbitaceae. Gene Ontology annotation, molecular function: alpha-amylase activity; calcium ion binding.